Orcinus orca (killer whale) is the source of this 839-nucleotide messenger RNA. RefSeq names its product forkhead box L3 (gene FOXL3). Gene Ontology annotation, biological process: anatomical structure morphogenesis; regulation of transcription by RNA polymerase II; cell differentiation. NCBI's taxonomy places the organism in Eukaryota, Metazoa, Chordata, Mammalia, Artiodactyla, Delphinidae. Gene Ontology annotation, molecular function: DNA-binding transcription factor activity, RNA polymerase II-specific; RNA polymerase II cis-regulatory region sequence-specific DNA binding. The transcript is spliced from 3 exons. The coding region runs from base 1 to 687 and encodes 228 amino acids. The record is from RefSeq and is a predicted model, not a curated record.
AUGUUUGACAGCUCGCAGUAUCCCUACAAUUGCUUCAAUUACGACGCCGACGACUACCCCGCGGGCAGCUCGGACGAGGAGAAGCGGCUCACGAGGCCGGCGUACAGCUACAUCGCGCUGAUCGCCAUGGCCAUUCAGCAGAGCCCGACAGGCAAGGUGACCCUGUCGGGCAUCUACGACUUCAUCAUGCGCAAGUUCCCCUAUUACCGCGCCAACCAGCGCGCCUGGCAGAACUCCAUCCGCCACAACCUGUCCCUCAACAGCUGCUUCGUCAAGGUGCCGCGGACCCACGGCCACGAGAAAGGCAAAGGCAACUACUGGACCUUCGCCGGCGGCUGCGAGUCGCUACUGGACCUUUUCGAGAACGGCAACUACAGGCGGAGGCGGCGGCGGCGCGGCCCCAAACUCGAGGAGGCGAGGGGGACGCGCGCGGCAGAAGCGGAAGCGCCCCGGGGUCCCCCUGAGCCGGCCACUGCGAGGGGGAACCCCGUCCCCCGCCGCGAGGCCCCAAUCCCAGCCAGCCCCGCCGCCCUGGGGAGGGAGGCACACAGGGACAUCAAGUUCAGCAUCGACUACAUCCUCUCCACCCCCGACCCCUUUCCCGGGCUCAGGUCGCCCUACGCGCAGGAGGGCAGAUACCCCCGGCUGGAGGCCCAGCAAAUGAAUCUUCACCUUUGGACGAUGUGAGAGGGGCUGAGGCUCCUCCGCCUUCCGGGGCUGGCAGCCAAUCAGUCUGGGGUCUUCUGGGUGGUUUUGGCCCACCUCAAGUGGAGAAGUGAGGUUCUGCCACAUCCCACAAACUUCCACAGACUCAGGCUCAACGCUGAAACCAGCCUAGG